Messenger RNA from Fraxinus pennsylvanica, 483 nucleotides. NCBI's taxonomy places the organism in Eukaryota, Viridiplantae, Streptophyta, Magnoliopsida, Lamiales, Oleaceae. The record is from the annotation of a GenBank genome assembly.
AUGGCUUUAGCACUGAACCAUCUUUCAUGGUGGUUGUGGAGUGGGAAGCAACAGGAACCUAAAAUCUCAGACGGAUCUUCAUUGAAUUCCUCCCCUGAUUCGGGUUUGUGGGAAAUGGACAAAGUGAAUUCCUCAUCGGGACGGGCUAAGAAAAAAUGGCACAGUCGAGAGGAGCGAAAAAUUGACAGGGAAUAUGAUAUUGUUCUGGUGCCAUCAGAUGGAGGAUGUCUUUCAGGGUCUGAUUCUGAUGGUUCAGAUUGGUCGGUUGGAUGGUUGGAGUCCCAUGGCCCUGGCUUCACCACUGAUGAUAAUGUUGAUGAUAGUUUUGCAGUUUUGGUUCGUUGCUAUGGUCAUGGUCAAAAGGAUCUGGUAGAUAACUCCAAGGAUGUGUUUAUAGACACAAUUGGGAAAAUCUCAGAUAUAAAUGCUUCCGAGAACAAGAAGUAUAUGGAGCAGUGGGUUUCUUCUCUUCAGAAGAGUUGA